CUUUCAGCCCGUCGUCCGCUGAACUUCGCGACUCGCGACACGUCUCGGGGGUGAAGUGAGAACACUCCCACUUCUGAAUUUCUGAUUACAUGUCUUUGAUGUACCGUGCAUGAAACAUUGAGUGGUACAGGGUAGAGCCCCGAUCAUCUCCCUUCUAGGACCACAGGAAAUGGCAAGAAGGGACGCGGACGCUGUUGUUCACCUUGACGUUUGGUCUUGGUGACAGUUGAAGCUGCGUGCAGAUAUGACGAGAGAGAGCGGCGUAUGCGACAAGGCUGGGAACGUUUUCAUCUGUGAAGAGAAUUACAUUAAACCGCUGUGAACAAUGACGUUAGUUUUCUCACUAAGGACUUGAACCUUCUCUCCCCUGACCACUGUCCUUACAGGGCUGGUGUCUGGGGAGGUGUGAGUGCCAGGAGGCCUAUCUCACACGCUCAUAAACACAUACGCAGACACAGACAGACAGACACACACACACACACACACACACACACACACACACACACACACACACACAUACACACACUCGCAUUUGCACACAAGUGUACACGCAAAUACAGACACACAUGCGUUCAGAGCUGGUCCACUUCUGGGCUGGCCACAUUCCACUGAGGAGAUCCAGGUGUUAGCGUCAACAGAUCUGUAGACCUGCUUGGAGUCCCAGCUAUCAACAUCAUCACUAUGGAGUCAAUGUCAGCCGUGGUGGUAGACAUGACGACCUCGACGACGAAGACGUCAAUAUCGUCGUUGUCGCGCGGCUCCCUCUCCCUGCUGCAGAUGCUGUUGCUCAAUGCGGUGGUGUGUGGGGUGGAGAUCUGUGCGUGCGCUGGCUUCACCUACGUUCCACCACUGCUCCUCAAGGCGGGCUACACGGAGGAAAACCUCGGCCUCAUUCUGGGCUUGGGACCCCUUCUAGGCUUCUUCCUGGUUCCAGUCAUUGGCCGCGCGAGUGACCGCUGCUACAGCCACUUUGGCCGACGCCGACCUUUCAUUUUAGGUCUGGCCAUACUGCUGGUUGUCUCCCUCUAUCUCAUCCCGUUCGGGGAAUAUUUUGCCUCACUUCUCGUGCCUAACCCGGUUGUUAGCCGCAGGAUCGGCAUCUGGGGGCUAACGGCUGGAGUUGUUCUCCUUGACUUUACCACCCAGGCCUGUCUGACGCCGUGCGAGGCCCUACUCAAUGACGCGGCCUGUGAGUCGGAGCAGAGCGAAAAGAUCUUCACCAUCUACUCCCUCAUGGUGAGCCUUGGGGGCAUCAUCGGCUACCUCCUCACCGCCAUCGACUGGUCCAACAACGCCAUGGGUCAAUACUUUGGCGGUCAGGAGGCAUCUGUUUUCUCCAUCCUCAUCGUCAUGUUCACCAUGAUGCUCGCCGCCACUCUGCUCAUCGCGCAGGAAGUGCCGUUGUCCAACCCCGCCAUGACCAGUAACACGAGCAUGGUCUCAUCAACACCCACCGCCGCCUCCACAGACCCCUCCUCCUCCUCCUUAGCUGCUGUCUCUGCCACACCCUUACUCUCAGAACUAUCUGCUUCACCUUCCUCCUCACCCCGUCCCCACAUAGCCCACGAGUCGGGCUACGAAUCUAGUAACUACUCUUCAGGUGACGAAGGGCAGGGCAAAACGAACGGUAAGCGCUUGCCCAGGUCCAUCAGGGGUUUAGGUGACGCCCACUCCCCGGCCGCUGCCUUCAGCGUCAUGCCCAGCUUCCUGGCCCGCAUAUUUAGGCGUGGGGUGUCUCGUCUGGGCCACAGUUGUCCGCGGAUUUGUCGCUUCCUGAGCCAGCUAGUGUCCUGUGUGGUCUGGCUGGUCAAGCAGGUGUUCCCCAAGCAGCUGAUGGAGCUCUUUCAGAUCCCAGCUGUGCUCAAACUGCUGGCUGUAGCCGACUUCUGCUCAUGGACGGCCAUCAUGGGCUUCAACAUCUACUACACGGACUAUGUGGGACAGGUGGUUUACGGAGGUAACCCUAACGCACCCGCCGACAGCCCGGAGGGACGUGCCUACGACGAUGGGGUUCGAAUUGCCAGUUGGGGCCUCCUCUUCCACUGCAUCUGCUCGGCCGUGCUGUCCUUUUUCAUUGAGCGCCUGACCGCUGCCUACGGAUACAAGACGACCUUCACCUUGGGCAUGGUCACAUUUGUGGGAGCCAUGAUGGGCAUGGUGUUGAUUCGUCACAUCGUCUUCGUCAACCUAAUGGCGGCCAUCACAGGCUUUGCUUACGCUACCAUCACCACCAUACCUUUCAUGCUCAUCUCCAAGUACCAUGCCAACAAAAAGGUUUACUUCAGAGAUCUACCAUCUGCCACGCUGUCGGACUCAGAGCGGGGUAUCGGCGCAGACAUGGCUAUCUUGGACUGGUCCUACUUUCUCUCCCAGGUUGUGCUGACAGCUGCGAUGGGGACCAUUGUUCACGUGACAGGCACACUCAUCUCCUACAUGGUGACUGCGGGGGCCAUGGGCAUCCUAGCCAUCUACUACAUUGGACAUAUUGUGGAGAACGAACCUCAGGCGCGACGAUGUGUCAUGGAUGCCACCGACAAAAUGCCAGAUGCACGCAGAUGAUAUAUGUAGAAUAUAUACGUAUAUUUUUUUCAUAUGUACAUAUUUUAGUUAUGAGCCUUCUCAAGAAAUCUCGGAUGAUUGGUUGGCGGAUAUAUUUCUGAAAUUCUUGGAUGUUCAUAAAGAAUAUGUCUUGAAGUCAAGAAAUCUCAAAAUAUUCCUAAGGUAUAAAUCGCUGAUUACAAAAAAGCACGGAGGUAAUUCUGGAAACCUUUGGUUUGCCAGAGCAAUAUGUUUAGAAUUCCAGAUGGUCUGAAUAAUGCUUCAAAGCAGAAACUGUGGAAGAUUGAGACCUGUUUGAGGUGAGGAAUGAGGCACCAUUGGAGGAACACAGCCAUGGUGACAGACAGGUGACAACUGGAAUUCAUAGUGACUUGUAUGAUUCAAAUGAAAUGUCCAUAAUUCUCGAUGAUGCCAUUGUUCCGAACUCGUUUCUGGAAUUUCAAUACAGAAGUUCUCAGCUGGUAACUUGCUUCGCAACGCUAUAUGGCCAUGAGCUAGCUGGUCAGUCGAGAUACAGCAUUGAUCUGUUGUUGGGUUGGGACUUUUUUACUGUAGUUAGUGAAAUAUUUGUCGUUUCAAGCAAGUCAUUUUCUUGGUGAAUUGACAUGGUAUGUAGGCAUAAACAGGAAAACUGGAUACAAUGAGGUUGAGUUGAAAGGAGAAAAUCAAUCAUUUUAUUAUGCAGGAUGCCUCAGCGGCUGACUGUUGCUUCGGACGUUUCUUUUUGAAUUACUGGAUUUUGAACAUGCUUGUUCUUGAAGUGACUGGAUCAUUGAGAGGUGUUUGAUCUCCAUAAGGGGUUGUGAGCGACCAGAGAGAGCUGUCAAGUCCAAGAUGUAUGUACCCCAAACUGCUGUUUGACUUCACCCACAGUUUGAUGAAGGUGGCUAGAGAAGAAUUUUUUAAAAAUAUGUUCACUGCUUAACGUCAUUUGUUCUUUCAGAAAUUACUCAAAACAUUUGUGGGAAUAUACAUAUGCUGUAUAGGAUUUCAAUUUAACAAUUAAUCCUUUUUAACCUACAAAUUUCAGUUCAACCUUGAACUUGUGUUCAGGAUUGUUUGCAGUCUUUUUACCAACUAUCUAACCUCAGGCAGGGCUGAUUUUGUGAGCUGAGCUACUCGUUCUUUGAUAAACAUGUGUUUUUUACUUUUGAUCUGCAGUGAGGGAGAUAUGAAGAAAAAUAACAUAUCUAUUUAUUAUCAGAUGGAAACUACUGAAAAUUUUAUGGAAGGAAAGGAAAUUAAAUGAAAUAGUGCUCAAAGAAGGCUAGAGACAAAUGCAGUUUCUGGGACACCUGAAAAGACAUAAAAGCCUUGAACAUCUUGCUCUUACUGGGAUAAAAACAGAUGGCAAAAGAAGUAAAGGUAGACCAAGAACAAUUUACCCACAUCACUUCAACAGGUGGAUGACAGGGAAAGUCCUGGACAAUAUAGGUUGGGUUUUUUUAGACCAUCUGAGCAGAGACAUAAAUGGCAAACCAUGAUUGCCCAUGUCUGUUGUUAAUCUGUCACUUCAUGAUGAUGAUCAGAUGUCAGGUAGAUUAAUUACAUAAGUGUGGCAUCGUUGUGAAAUUAGGUGCUCGUUAAAAUAAUUAAAUCCAAGAAUCCGGCAUUUUCCCACCCGUUUUUAUCAAAUAUAUUUGAGGGGCUCAAGACCUUUUAUGUCCACAAAUGUAUUUCGGUGUAGAUUUUACUAAAAAUACAUUGAUCAAAAGCACCAAAAAA
Molecule: messenger RNA, 4284 nt
Organism: Aplysia californica (California sea hare)
Lineage: Eukaryota; Metazoa; Mollusca; Gastropoda; Aplysiida; Aplysiidae
Product: solute carrier family 45 member 3
Exons: 6
Coding region: 682-2559 (625 amino acids)
Biological process (GO): transmembrane transport
Cellular component (GO): membrane
Molecular function (GO): sucrose:proton symporter activity
Source: RefSeq, a predicted model, not a curated record